UGUAUAACUCACCGAUUCUCUCGCUCUGGUUAGAUGACCGAUUUUUUCGUUCAUUCUUUCCUGCAAUUCGGAGCCAUACGUAUGCCUACGCACUUCUCUCUCUCUCUCUCUCUCUCUCUCCCUUUUAAUGGUGUCUGUUAUUCGCAAAGAGAUCUAUCCGUCCCAUUCUCAGAGGGUUCGAUUGCGCACAUUCAAACUUUUCUCUCUGUUUCGACAUCUAGGAUGGGGCGGGUCAAGUUGAAGAUAAAAAGGUUGGAGAGUAGUACCAACCGCCUUACGACCUAUUCAAAAAGGAAGAAUGGGCUCAUCAAGAAAGCUAAUGAAUUAUCAGUGUUGUGUGACAUUGACAUUGUCCUUCUCAUGUUCUCACCCUCUGGCAGGCCUGUGAUGUGGAAAGGAAGGAAUAGUAUCAUUGAAGGAAUUAUUGAAAGAUUUGCCGAAUUAACUCCACAGGAAAGGGCAAAAAGGAAGUUGGAGAGCUUUGAUGCUUUGAAAAGAUCCUAUAGGAAGUCAGAUCAUAUUGUAAAUGUACAAGAUUUCUUCGGUUCAAGUUAUGAAAAAAUUGGGGAUUUGACUAUUCAAGCAAAUUUAUUGCGAACUCAACUUUCAGAAAUUCAGAAGAGACUGAGUGAUUGGAAUAACCCAGAUAAGAUUGAUAGUUUUGAGCUUUUGGAGCAAAUGGAAGAUUAUAUGAGGGAAUUGUUUGAUCAAAUUCAAACACAAAAGCAAUUCUCGGCAGUGGGGUGCACUAAUCAGUUCCAGAAUGGCAUGCAUGUGCCUUUCAGCUUCGGUGUUGAGCAUCAGGUUCGACAUUUGAAGGAGCCAAACUUGCUUCCCAAAAGGUGUCUUUUUUCUAGGGAAACAGAACUCUCUGCAGGUAACUCCUUUGCGAACGUUUUGGGUUACUUUGGCACUGUUGAAAAAGAAGAUAUUGCUUGUACUGGGCAAGAAAGUGGUGUCCUGAAUGAGUUACUUGGAACUGAAUCUUUGAGGAAUGAAUUAAUUGGUUUAAGAACUGGAACUUUGAGGAAUGAGUUGACAAAAACUGAAUGUUUGAAUAAUGAGUUGAUGAAAACAGAAUCCUUGAAGAAUGAGUCAAGCAACGGGUCAGACAAUUUUCAUAGUUUGCAGUUGCAAAAUGGGAUGCAUCUGCCUUUCAGUUUGGGUGUUGAGCAGGUUCAACAGUUUUCAUGGAUUCAGAAUGAUAAUAAUCAACAUAUGGCGUCACCAAAGGAAUCAAAUCUGUUUCCCAGAAGGGGAACCGAGCUUUUGGCAGGUAACUCCUUUGGGAACUAUUCUGGGUACUUUGGUACCACUGAAAAGCCAGACAUUGCUAGCAUUGGGCAAGCAAGUGGCGUCCUGAGCGAGUUACUGAGAACCGAAUCUUUGAUGAAUGAGUUGAUUGGUUUAAAAAGUGAAACUUUGAGGAAUAAUUUGACACAGAAUGAAUCUUUGAUGAAUGAUUUGAUAAAAACAGAAUCCUCGAGUAACAAGCUAAUAAAAUCCGAGUUUUUGACCAAUGAGUUGAUAAAAACUGAACAUUUGAUGAAUGAGUUGAUAAAAACCGAAUCCUUGAGGAAAGAGUUGAUAAAAGCCGAACCCAUGAGAAAUGAAUUGAUGAACAGCAAAUCCUUGAGGAACGAGUUGAUCAAUACCAAAUCUUUGAGGCUACAGCUGUAUGGGCAAGACUCUUACCCACCAUUCAAUUUCAGUAUUCUACCUGAUAAUAAAUUCCAACCAGCACAACAAACGAACUUGCAACAAAGUAUUGACGAUUAUUGUGCUGAAGGAAACUUUGAACAGCCUCAAUCUGGGUAUGAUUCCAUGCAUUGUAAUUGUGCUUCUACGUCCGGGCCUUCCAGCAUUGCUACUUUUGAUGAGUAUUUAUACCCCCAGGAUCGGAUCUCCAAGUAGCAGAUUGAGACUGGUCAUAGAGUUGGAGACCUCUAUGUGGUGGAAAGUUUACAUCUCCAUCUGUCCACCUCUUUAAUUUUUUUUUCUUCAUUUUAGUUAGAUUCUCAGCCAAGUCAGUUUUAUUUGUGGCAUUUUAGAUUAGGUCAUUUAUCUGUUGACCACUUAAGGUCUUUAGCUUAGUCAAGAUUGUUGGGUAAAGUUUUCCUUAAUCAAAUUACUGAAUGUCAGGGUUGUAAACUUGUCAAAAUGACAACAUUACCUUUUAAUAAUAGUACUUCUAUUUCUGAUACCCCGUUUUCUUUAGUCUAUACUAAUGUUUGGGGCAUUCUCUUGUUCUCACCAAAAGGGGUUCUGCAUACUAUGUGUCAUUUGUUGAAGAUUGCACCUGUUACACUUAGGUUUAUCUUAUGAUUCAUAAAUCCGACUUCUACCAGAUAUAUCGUACUUUUUAGUCUAUGAUCACUAUCCAAUUUGGGUCUACUAUUAAAAUGUUGUGGUCUGAUUUAGAUGGAGAAUACUUUAAAACUGAGUUUUGUGAGUAUUUAGCUACUUUAGGUACCAUUCACCAAACUUCCUGUUCUGAUACACCUGCCCAGAAUAGCAGGGUUGAGCGUAAACAUCGUCAUAUGCUUGAGACUACUCGGUCUCUUCUUCUUUCUUCCUUUGUUUCGACCCCAUUCUGGGGUGAGGCAGUUCUUAUUACUAUUUUUCUUCUCAACUGUAUGCCUACUCUUCUUUCUAAUCGCUCUCCUUAUGAGGCUCUGCUUUCCCACGUACCUAAUUACUCUCUCCUUCAAGUCUUUGGAUCUGCUUGUUUUGUCCCUAUUCUUCUCCAUACGAUAGGACCAAAAUUAGUGCUCAGUCUGUCUUGUGCGUCUUUUUGAGUUAUAGUCUUACUCAAAAUGGCCAUCGUUGUUAUGAUCUUGACUCUUGUCGCUUUUAUGUCUCCCGCCAUGUUGCUUUUCUCGAAUGUUUGUCUUACUUUCAAUUUCUUCCUAUCACUGUCCCUGUUUCCAAAGAGAAUUUGGUUCACAUUGAUUUAUUUCUUUCUGAGGUCCCUCCUAAUUAGUACAUCUUUACUGUUUCCUUUUCUCCUCCUGCUCCCCCUCCUACUGAGUACAUCUCUAUUGUUCCCCAUAAGCCUGUUUCCAUUUCUCCUCCUGCUCUUUCUCCUCAUCCAUUGUUAGUUUAUUCUCGUCGCAAGGCUCUUCUCCCACCAAUUGUUUUUGUCCAUGCUGCUGCUCCUCUUGCUUCUGAUGACACUGAUCUUGAUGAUUGUUAGUAUCCCUUUUGUCAAAGCAAGGCCAUGGUAAAACUUGAUUUUUUUAAUACUUAUUUUUCUCCUUCAUAUUGUACCUUUUUGUCUAAUAUUCAUUCCUUUUCAAAACCCCAGUCUUACAAGGAGGCCUAUCAGGAUCCUAAUUGGGUUCAAGCUAUGGAGGAUGAGUUGUUUACAAUGCAAAAGACUUUCUUGAGAGCUGGUUCCUUUUCUUGCUGAUAAGAAUCUGAUUGGUUGCAAAAUGAUCUAUAAAGUCAAGACUUAUUCAGAUGAUUCUUUCAAGUGCUACAAAACUCGCCUGGUUUCAAAAGGUUUCUCACAGGAGUAUUGUCUUGAUUAUGAGACUUCUGCCCUUGUCACUAAAAUGACUAUUGUUCGUACGUUGAUUUCUGUAGUUGUCCGUCAAUGACCUCUCUAUCAAAUGGAUGCUAAGAAUGCUUUUCUUAAUGGUCAUCUCACUAAGGAGGUUUACAUGUGUCCUCUCCCUUUUCUUCCUCAUUCCUCUGGACAUGUUUUGUCGCCUUUGACAUACUCUUUAUGGUUUGAAGCAAUCUCCCCAUGCUUGGUAUGAUUGCUUUUUAGACUGUUGUUACUCAACUUGGGCCUCAUUUUUGUGCCCAAGAUUUUGCUUUGUUCCCAAGAUUUUGCUUUGUUUUUUCUCCACACUUCUGUUGGUUUUGUUAUCUUGUUACUUUAUGUGGAUGAUAUGAUCAUCAUUGGUUCUUAGUCCUCUGCGCAGUGGGGGAGGGUCGAUGGUGGGGAAGGGGGCUUGCAUUGGAGAGAGGGUUGCAUUGUAGAGGAGGGCAUUGGAGGAGGUGACAGUAGCAGCCAGAGGUGAAGGUAGGGGUUAGGGUUAGGAUUAGGGUUAUGGUUGGGGUUAGGAUUAGGGUUAGGGUUAGGUUGCAUUGCGGAGGGGGGCAUCAGAGGAGGUGGGAGCAGCAGCCAGAGGUGAAGGUGGGUUAGGGUUAGGCUUUAGGAAAUGAGGCUGAAAUUGGAAAUAAGGUAGGGGUCCAAAGAAAAAACUAUUAAGUUUAAAAAUUUAGAGAUGGUGUCCAUAAAG
Messenger RNA from Camellia sinensis, 4253 nucleotides. The record is from RefSeq and is a predicted model, not a curated record. Lineage: Eukaryota; Viridiplantae; Streptophyta; Magnoliopsida; Ericales; Theaceae.